GAGAGAGGGCAAUUGGGGAGGGAGUCGGUGGGUGAAGUGAAAGGGUGGAGGGAGGAGAGGUAAGUAUAUAAGACUUGCUCUGAGGAAUUAGGAAUUAUUUCUCAGGAAAAAUAGACUGAUAUCGCCUCACUUCAUACUUAAUCCAAGGCCAAGACAAGAGUCCCAAAGAUGAAGAGCCUUCUUCAACUUCUUGCACUCUGUGCUCUGCUCUCACUGUGUCUCUCUCUUGACGGAAGGAGAACUACCGGGUCAAAUUCAGACUCCAAUGAAAGCACAGAAUCCAGUGAAGAUGUGUUUGUGGCUCCGAGACGAGCCAAUUCCUUCAUCACGCCACAGAGACACACCGUAUACAACUUACCCAGAGGAAACGGCUACAACAGUUACUUUAUGAGUCGGAGGGUAAAGAGUCCUGCAGAGAGACGUGCGGAGACCUGCGAGGAUUACUCUCCCUGCCGCUACUUUGCCUAUCACCAUGGUUACCAGGUGGCCUAUCGGAGAUACUUUGGGACCCGCGUUCCAGAGCCGAGUACUGGGAGACGCGUUUCACAGCAGAGGAGACCAUCUUCAGCUCGUCGAUAUUAAACACACUCCCCCCCGUGCACAAACAACAGUCAACCAACAAAUGCAAAAAUCUCUACGACAUUCGGAUAGCUGUUUCCAACAGACACAUUUCAACAGGGACUUAUUAUAUAUGAUUUAAAUUAUAAUGGUGGCCUCUUCUGGAUGUGGUCAUUAUUUUUAUGAUGAAUUCCCCCGUACAUGACAACGCAUCAUUAUUCACGCUUCAUUGUUUGUAUAAGUGGAGCAAGAACGGCUUUAUCCAACAAUCACAUCUUCCCGUCUUAAGAUGUCUGCGUUCAUGUUUUGCUCCUAGUAUAUAUAUAUAUAUAUAUAUUAACUAUUUACUCCUUUAACCGCACGUCAUUACUAUUCAUGAUCCACCCGCAGCUCUGCUGUCAGUGAGAAAAUAAAAAUAUUUUAUUUUA
Syngnathus acus (greater pipefish) is the source of this 986-nucleotide messenger RNA. RefSeq names its product matrix Gla protein (gene mgp). Gene Ontology annotation, cellular component: extracellular region. The coding region runs from base 169 to 582 and encodes 137 amino acids. NCBI's taxonomy places the organism in Eukaryota, Metazoa, Chordata, Actinopteri, Syngnathiformes, Syngnathidae. The transcript has 5 exons. Gene Ontology annotation, molecular function: calcium ion binding. The record is from RefSeq and is a predicted model, not a curated record.